This is a messenger RNA of Amaranthus tricolor (Joseph's coat), 744 nucleotides long. RefSeq lists its product as uncharacterized. Lineage: Eukaryota; Viridiplantae; Streptophyta; Magnoliopsida; Caryophyllales; Amaranthaceae. The record is from RefSeq and is a predicted model, not a curated record. The coding region runs from base 1 to 657 and encodes 218 amino acids. The transcript has 4 exons.
AUGGUGACUUUCAUUGAUUGGAUAUUUGACAUUGCUCUGUUUGAUACAUCAUUGGCUUUGCUGGAUGUAUCGGACAGUUCAUUUUCUUCGAUGGUGGGGAACAAUGUCGUUGAUAGCUCAGCUCGAACUCUUAAUAGUCUUAGUCAUGGCUCAUCUUCUUUGUAUUAUUUGAUCUGGCAAAAGAUUGUCGUUAAAGCACAAAUGCGCUGCGGAAAAUGCAGGAAAAAGGCCUUGAAGAUGGCCGCCAGUGCAGAUGGAGUGAUAUCAGUUGCAAUACAAGGCAACGAAAAAGAUGAGAUAAUGAUUGUAGGGAAUAGUGUUGAUUCAGCUGGUUUAUGCACUGCGUUAAGGAAGAAACUUGGUAUUGCUAAUUUGAUUAGUGUAGAAGAGAUUAAGGAUCCAAAACCAGAAGAGAAAAAUCAAGAAAAAUCAGAAGAGAAAAAGCCUGAAAAGGAAGAAAACAAAGAAGAAGGAGAUAAAAAGAAAGAAACAAAAGAUGAUGCAAACCAGUCAGAAUCAAAAGCAUCAACAUCAGAAGCAUCAUCAAUAUAUCAUCAUUAUCAUCCUAAUUAUUGUUGUUCUAAUUAUCCUCCACCUCAAUGUCACUUGUAUGCAACUUAUUAUGAUGAUCCAAACCCUAAUUGCAUCAUCAUGUGAUUUCUUCAUCUUGUUAUUCUGAUCUCACACGAAUUUUGUUUUUUUUUUUUUUACUCUUUGUUGAAACUUGAAAGUAAUUCGGCAACA